AUGGCAUCCGAUAGCUACCCUUCACAUGAGGACAGGAAGAAGAAGAAGAAGAAGAAGGCUGAUGUCCUGAAGGUCCAGGUGGACAUUGAUGAGCUCACAGCCUCUGGCAACAUUGCCCUAAAGCAAGGGGACUGUGAAGAAGCUCUCAGCUGCUUCAAAAAGGCCUUCAAAGCUUCCAUAGAGCUAAAGGAGACCAGGGUCCAGCGGGCAUGUGCCUUUAACUUGGGAGCUGCCUAUGUGGAGGCAGGUAAAGCCCAGAAGGGGCUGGACUUCCUGAAGCGUGCCCAGCCAGGAGAGAGGGGCGAGCGGGUAGCAGACCUCCAGUUCAACCUGGCUGUAGCCCAUGAGACCCUGGGGAACCACGGCCGUGCGGCUGGUCACUACCUCCAGGCAGCCCAGCUGUACCGCUCCCAGGGGGACGGGGCCAGUGAGGGGGACACCUGCAUGAAAAUGUCCCACUGUCACCUGCUCCUACAGGACUGGACCCAGGCAGCUCAGAGCUUCCAGAGGGCUGGGGAGAGCUACAGGGUGGCAGGCAAGCUGGACUCAGCCGCCACGGCCUUCAAAGAGGCAGGAAGUCACAUGCUCCAGUCAGAUGACUUCACCAUGGAUGAUAUCAUCACCGUGCUUACUGAUUGCCUCGAGCUGAGCGACAACAUCAAAGACCCAGAGAUGCUCGGUAAGGUGUACAACGACCUGGGCUUGAGUUUCUCCCAGCUGAAGUUGUUCCAGGAGGCAGCCGGGUGCUAUGAGCGGGCCCUGCCCCUGGCCAGCACCAAGCCCAGCAGGCUGGCUGUGGUCCUACAGAACCUGGGAGCCGUUCACAACACACUGAGCCAGUACCGGCAGGCCCUGGACUACCACCGCCAGGCAGCCAGCCUGCAUGGGUCUUUGGGCAGUCGUCGUGCUCAGGGCCGCUGCUUCAGUAACUUGGCCUUUGCCCUCAGUCAGCUGGGGGAGCAUGAGGAGGCAGCAGAGAACUACCUCCACGCCCUGCAGGCCUUCAAAGACACUGAUGACUAUAAGGGCCAAUGGCAGGCUUGUGAGGGUUUAGGGGAAGCUCGUUUUAAGUUGAGAGACCUGGAGAGAGCCACCCUCUACUACAAACAAGCUCUGGGUUUACUGUCAAAGUGCAAGGACUCGUCCAGCUCGGUCCAGGAGCGUCUGGUCAACAAGCUGAGUGAGGCCCUGCAACACAGGCUGUCACUGACCAUCCCUGGAAAACCCCAGAGAGGUCUCGGCCCUCGUCUACAUACUCAAAAUAGAAAAGCUGUUCUGAAUGGCCAUAGGGCAAAGAACGAGCCCCAAGUGAGUGGAGCUGGCUCUGCAGAGGUGUCUACCGAAGAGCAAGGGAAGGAGGAGGAAGCCCUGGGGCCAGAUGGAGAACAGGCACACACAGUGACCAUGGGAGAAGCAGGUGACUCCCAGUCACCGGUGACAGGAUCUCUCACUGAGCAGCCGGGCUAUCUGACUGUGCUGCCAGGGGCAAACAGGAACCUGAAUAAUACAUAUGAGCAGCCCGAUCCUCAUUACCAGACCCCAUCAGACCACCCUGGACUCACCCAGCAGCGUGAGCAUUUAUAUGAGAGCAUUAAACCGAGGACAACACAGACUAACAGUGAGACUCCAUUGUCCGAGAGCUCCGAAGUUCCACCCACUGGUGUGUCAGAUAAUGAAGAGACCAUACCCCUGUUAAAGAAAUGGAAGUCCCAAAUCUGCACAGUCAUGUGACUAGAUGCAAGUCCAGGCUAAUGUGGUUGGUUAAUUGAAAGUAUUCAUAGGAAUGACUCUAUUGAGUGUAUUUCUAUGGGUCAAAUCUGCUCUUUGCAAAUUGGUAUAACAUUUUUUAAUGCACAUGUAAGUAAGUGCUACUGUAGAAUAUUGUCUGUCUCAUCUCCGGCACGUACAAGUGUUGCCUUGUCAUUGCCUUUGUCUUCCAAACACUCCUUGUGUGUAUGCUGGUCAUUGUCCCCCACAAUGAAAUCGGGAGGGGACUGUGGAUCUGUCUCCGUCCGUUAAUACAUUAGUAUGUUCGUUCGUAUGUUAGUCACAAGCGAUAUCUCAGACACCACUGUCCCGAUUUUAACGAAACUUCGGUGAAUGAUGCGUCUUGCCAUAGAGCUCCGUCAUUUACAAAACUACACUGAUUGGCCCAAGGGAAGCGCUGCAUCAUUCGUGGGGGAUGACAUGUUUACUGUUGCCUUAUUUCAAGAUGUCUUGAUAGUCAAUAUUCUAAGAUUGUCAUAAUGUGUAUAAUUUCUUUGAUCAUGUUAACUUAAAUCUCUACUCUUCAGUUGAAUAAUGGUUGUACAAUUUGAAAUAAAUGUAAUCUAUUUUUGAACUAUUUAA
Messenger RNA from Coregonus clupeaformis (lake whitefish), 2349 nucleotides. RefSeq names its product tetratricopeptide repeat protein 24. The record is from RefSeq and is a predicted model, not a curated record. Gene Ontology annotation, molecular function: protein binding. The transcript has 13 exons. The coding region runs from base 1 to 1731 and encodes 576 amino acids. Lineage: Eukaryota; Metazoa; Chordata; Actinopteri; Salmoniformes; Salmonidae.